AAUCAGAAAAAAGUUAGUCAUUUGUUGUACGAGGGACUCUUUGUUUAUCAAAUUAUAACCAUAAACUUAUAGUCGUAACUGGUAUUUUGCAAGUUAUUUUGUCACAUAGUUCGUGAUCACAACAAUUAUAUUAUUGAAAACAAUACAAGUAGUCCAAGGACUAUAAUGACAGACGAGGAUGUUAUCAGAAGACGACUUCUCAUUGAUGGAGAUGGAACUGGGGAUGACAGAAGACUUAACAUGUUGUUAAAAACAUUUAUUAAAUGGAGUAAUACUAAUGACUCACCUAGUGACAGUGUGGUUAUGCAAGAAAGAAUGUUUUCUCAAUUAACACAAUGUGAGUAUGCAUUUACAAAAUCAAGAAUGGUAGCAAAAAUGAGUUCUGCUGAACUUCAAAACUAUGAGAAUCUUUCAAAGCAAAUCAGUUUAGAGAUAGAAAAAUCCAAACAAGACAUUGAGGGUACCAAAGAAGACUUUCAACAUGCUAAAACCAUAAGAAAAAAUAGAGUAGAAUAUGGAGUCCUUGCUAACAUAAUAAGUGAACAACCAGACAGGAAACAAACUGAUGAAAAGUUGACUCAACUUAAAAAAGAACUACAAUCACUUGAAGAACAAAGCAAUCAGCUAGACAGUAAAUUGGAACUUCGCAGGAAGCAGUUCCAUGUUUUAAUAGCAUCAAUCCAUCAACUACAAGCUUUACUUGAGACUGGAGAGAAAACAGCAGAUGAUUCACUGGAUGUUUUUGAUGACGAAGACAUUGACAUAUUGACAAGAAAAGCAGAAUCAGAUCAAAUGGAUGUGUCAUAAUAAACUUAAAAUAUCUUAUUUUCCAUUCCACCCAUUAAAGAUUAAUUUCUAUUUCA
Homalodisca vitripennis (glassy-winged sharpshooter) is the source of this 863-nucleotide messenger RNA. RefSeq names its product THO complex subunit 7 homolog. Gene Ontology annotation, cellular component: THO complex part of transcription export complex. The transcript has 4 exons. Gene Ontology annotation, biological process: mRNA processing; mRNA export from nucleus. NCBI's taxonomy places the organism in Eukaryota, Metazoa, Arthropoda, Insecta, Hemiptera, Cicadellidae. The record is from RefSeq and is a predicted model, not a curated record. The coding region runs from base 166 to 807 and encodes 213 amino acids.